Molecule: messenger RNA, 2496 nt
Organism: Elgaria multicarinata webbii
Lineage: Eukaryota; Metazoa; Chordata; Lepidosauria; Squamata; Anguidae
Product: serotransferrin-1-like
Exons: 17
Coding region: 48-2258 (736 amino acids)
Biological process (GO): iron ion transport
Cellular component (GO): recycling endosome; plasma membrane; early endosome
Source: RefSeq, a predicted model, not a curated record
GGCUCCCACAGGGAGGCAAGCUGGGUUCGUACUGUGCAUCUGCAGCCAUGAAGGCAUUUGCAGCUGCCCUGCUUGUCCUGGCUACCGCUGCUCUUCUGUCUACAGGGAAAAAAUUCCGAUGGUGCACGCUUUCCGACCUGGAACAAAGGAAAUGUUCAGAACUAUCCAAAGUGCUUCUGACCGUGCUGCCUCCUGUGACAAUCAAUGCCUUUGCCAGGGUCUCCUGCAUUCGGGCUCACAACACUUACGACUGCAUUGACAAGAUCAGAGUGAAUAAAGCAGACGCUGCCUCCUUGGAUGCUGGAGAAGUGUACUCUGCUGUAAAGCUUUAUGGCUUGACUGUGGUGGCAAAGGAGAUCUAUGUGGAAGGCAAUUGUGUGUUUGCCGUCGCCGUCGCCAGACGAGGAAUACUGAAUAUCCAAAGCCUAAAAGGGACCCGUAGUUGCCAUAACGGAGCCAGGUGGACCUCAGGCUGGAACCUCCCUGUGGGCUUCCUUCUGACGAGGAAUGACCUGGGAUGGGCGGAGGAUCAGCCCCUCAGCCACGUGAUCAGUGGUUAUUUCAACGCCAGCUGCAUUCCCGGCACGGGAGCCCCCUCCUCCCCGCUGUGCGCUCUCUGCCAAGGACAGAAAUCAUACGUCUGGGACAAGAACCACUUCUGUGAGACCAGCAGCAACGAACCCUUCUAUGGCUCAGAGGGAGCCUUCAGAUGCUUGAGGAGCGGGGUGGCAGAUGUGGCUUUCCUGGAUCAUCUCACGAUCAUGAACGCCACCGAGUCAGAACAAGAAGACUAUGAGCUGCUAUGUCCCGAUGGAUCCACAGCACCCUUGUCUGCCUAUGCUACCUGUAGCCUGGGCCGUGGGCCAGGACGGGCUGUUGUCACACGCCACAACUUCCAGAAGAUUACCAGGAAGUUUCUCACCACCAUCCAGCACCUCUUUGGAAAGAAGGGAAGGGAAAAGGCCCGGUUCGAGCUCUUUGCAUCUGCACCCUUCCGAGGGAAGGACCUGCUCUUCCAGGACGCGACGCAACGCUUGCAGCUGAUUGAGGAGGCCGAGAUCAGCCGUGUCCUUGGCCUGGAUUACGUCGCUCUCCUGCAGGGUUUGGGCCACGAAGGGAGCUCCCUCUCCAACCGCCUGGUACGCUGGUGUUGCAUCAGCGACGCCGAACUCCACAAAUGUGAGGAGUGGGCUCUGCAUGUCAGCUCUGACCCGCUGGUCUGUGUCCAGGCAGACUCUAUGGUCAGCUGCAUUCAGCUCAUCAAGAACAACGAGGCAGAUGCUGUUACGCUGGACGCCACACACGCCUUCUUCGCAGAGACCUGUGCGCUAGUUCCUGUUGCUGCAGAAUGUUACACGGAAGAAUGCGCUCCAACCAAAAGAGAAGAGGGAGCAGAGAAUCAGCCCCCCGUUGCCACAGCGCUCCCUCUGCUCUACGCAGUGGCCCUGGUGAAGAAGGCGGCCAAGCACAUAAGCCUCUACAACCUGGCGGGAAGGCGCUCCUGCCACAGCCAUGCGUACAGCCCAGGGGGAUGGCUGCUCCUUUCCCAGUACACAGUAGGAGCUCUGGAGAAUGGAACCACCUACUGUAACCUCAGCUCUGCUUACCAGGAUUACUUUUGGAAGGGCUGCAUGCCAGGAGCUGAUGGGAAUCUUUGCAAAGUCUGCAUCGGACAAGAGGAGAUGGAGGGAGAAAAGGGAUCAUCCAGGUGUGCAGCCAAUCAUAAUGAACGCUACUAUGGCAACCUGGGUGCCCUCAGAUGUCUCUCGGGUGACCCCAGUGGAAGAAGUUUUGGGGAUGUGGCUUUCUUGGAACAUCAUAACCUGCUCCAGAAUAUUAAGCAUCUGGAUAGCUCAGGCUGGGUGACAGGAUCUGUCCCGGGGGACUUCGAACUCCUGUGCCUAGAUGGGAGCCGAGCGGCAGUGUCCGACUGGAGAGCCUGCAACCUGGGCCAUGUGCCUCCCAAUGUAGUUGUGACGCGCCCUGUGACCGUAGCCAAGGUCCAUGACUUUCUGAUGAAGUCCCAGGAAGCCAGCGUGGCAUCUACCUUUCAGCUCUUUCAGUCCCAGAAAUACGGAGAAAGUGACCUGCUCUUUAAAGAUGCCACCCAGCAUCUCAGCCCGGCAAGCCACCUGGGCUACAAGGCCAUUGUCGGGGAGACCUUCCUCCAGCUUGCGGAAUCUGUCUUUAGCUGCACGCCUGCAGGCAUCCUGGACUUCUGCAAACAGGAUAGUUGUGCCUAUUCAGCAGAGCAGUGAUGUUAUGUCCAGAGAAACCCCAAGAUGAUAUAGUGUCUGUGAUUUGCACAGGACCAUCCGAUGCAGAUCUGCUGAGGGGUCAGUGAGGCUUCAUCACAGCUAAGUGCGUCUACGAUUGGGGCUGAAGUUUACCUCAUAGUUUUGCCUACAUCCGCUGGAUCUUAGUUAAUAUUUUGUGGUUCAGUCUCCUCUUCUCUAAAUUAUAUUCUUUUCCUUGUACUUUUUUGUUGUUGAAAUU